AUGAAAGUGUUGGCAGCUGAUGGAUUGAGCUUUUCUGUACCAAUCGAUUCUGUUUCCAAAAUUAUUGACCAUUUCAAAACUAAUGGGAGAGUGGUGCGACCUUGGCUUGGUCUAAAAAUGCUUGAUCUGAAUGAUAUGAUUGUUGCUCAGCUCAAAGAAAAAGAUGUCAUGUUUCCCAAUGUUACCAAAGGUGUUCUUGUGCCUAUGGUAAGUCCAGGAUCCCCUGCGGAACGAGCUGGUUUCCGCCCGGGAGAUGUUGUCGUUGAAUUUGAGGGGAAGCCUGUCGCAAGCAUAAAAGAGGUGAUUGAAAUUAUGGGGGAUAAAGUUGGAAAACCGAUGAAAGUUGUGGUGAAAAGGGCAAAAAAUACUUGUAUUACGUUGACUGUGAUACCCGAGGAAGCAAACCCAGAUAUGUAAAUGCUUAUUGGCUAAAGUAGGAAUUAGGGGGCCCUAAGUUUGUAGUUUUAGGGCAAAAUUAUUGAUUUAUAUAUAUUAUAAAGGUACUACUUUUUUGUUUUCUUAUUAUUGGUGUUUAACUUGGUUUAAAUGUGAUAAAUAUGAAU
Messenger RNA from Lactuca virosa, 563 nucleotides. NCBI's taxonomy places the organism in Eukaryota, Viridiplantae, Streptophyta, Magnoliopsida, Asterales, Asteraceae. The record is from the annotation of a GenBank genome assembly.